This is a messenger RNA of Volvox carteri f. nagariensis, 765 nucleotides long. RefSeq lists its product as uncharacterized. The transcript is spliced from 4 exons. Gene Ontology annotation, molecular function: nucleic acid binding. NCBI's taxonomy places the organism in Eukaryota, Viridiplantae, Chlorophyta, Chlorophyceae, Chlamydomonadales, Volvocaceae. The record is from RefSeq and is a predicted model, not a curated record. Bases 1 to 765 code for a protein of 254 amino acids.
AUGCAGGCAGCGCCCCCAGCGGCCGCGGGUCGGAUCUACACACUCAUAUUGAAACCUUCCCCACUCACCCUCACGUAUCUGUCAGCCCGUUGCGGCAGAAGCCCCGGCACCGGCGGACGCAGCAGCACUGGCGGCGGCGGUAGUGGCGGCGGCGGCGGCGUGAGCAUCUGGUUGGUGGAUGUUGCGGCUCUGGGUGGGCGAGCCUUUCAGCACCGCUCCGGGCUCGAUGGGGUGACCAGCCUCAAGAGGUUAUUGGAAGACCCGGUUGUGAUCAAGUACCUGUACGACGUACGUCGUGACGCCGAGGCACUAAGCUCUGAGUACGGUGUACGGCUGCGCGGCGUGGUGGAUCUGCAGCUGGCCGACGUGGCUGUACGGCAGGCCGAGGGCGGUUUGCGGGCUGGCGGUUGGGUGGAGGGGCUGGUUUCGGCGCUAUCCCGGGGCCUGGCGGCACGUGGUCGUGCCUCGGCGCCCCCCGGGAUGGCGGCUGACUUGGCGGCUGCGACAGCCACCUCCCGGCGCUACCAUGAAGGCAACAACACGCAGGUUUGGAUCUGGAUUUUGAAUUUUGGAUUGGAUCUGGAUCUGGAUCUAAUUCGGGAUCUUGUCUUGGGUUACCGUGGAAUCUCAAUGAGUACCUUUAAAACGCGUGAUUUGGAGAUAUGGGUUUUACCAGUUCCGUACACAUCGAUUGCGUCCUUUCAACAUCACAUCAUGCAUGUACACACACACGAAUUUACUGAGUGCAGAAAUGUGUUUUUAUAA